Brassica oleracea var. oleracea is the source of this 876-nucleotide messenger RNA. Its product is annotated as ribonuclease 3-like protein 3. Bases 25 to 876 code for a protein of 283 amino acids. Gene Ontology annotation, molecular function: RNA binding; ribonuclease III activity. Gene Ontology annotation, cellular component: cytoplasm; nucleus. Gene Ontology annotation, biological process: siRNA processing. The record is from RefSeq and is a predicted model, not a curated record. NCBI's taxonomy places the organism in Eukaryota, Viridiplantae, Streptophyta, Magnoliopsida, Brassicales, Brassicaceae. The transcript is spliced from 3 exons.
UCUGCCUCCCUCUCUCUUGUUUCUAUGGGAACGCAACUCCCAAACGCAGACACUGAAUCCCUCCAGCGGUUACUGAAUUUGAGCCUCGGAGUUAACGACAACAACACAGAAAACGUCAACUCAUCACAACCAGCAAACUCCAUUGGUACAGACCAGCCUUUGGGCAUCGAAUUCGUGGAGAAGAUCUUGAACUACGAGUUCAAAGAUAAGAACUUGCUGCUGCAAGCGUUCACUGAUGCUAGUUUUGAUGAAAACUGUGUUUCUUACGAACGCUUAGAAUUCUUAGGAGACACGGUCUUAAACAUGAUUGUAACCAAAUAUUUAUAUUUUCGCUACGAGGAUGCUACACCUGGUUCAUUGACCAGACUCCGUGCGUUCAACGUUGAUAGAGAGAAACUUGCCCGAGUCGCCGUAAAAUAUAAUCUGCAUCGUUACCUCCGUCAUAAGAAACCCUUGCUUGACGACCAAAUAUUGAAAUUUGCAAAAGAUAUAGAAAAAUAUCCACUACAUUCGCGUCAUCUCCUGGAAACUCCUAAAACCCUAGCUGAUAUAGUAGAGUCUACCAUUGGAGCUCUCUACACCGACUGCGACUGCUUCGAGACCGUGUGUAAGGUGGUAAAACCAUUGUUGGAGCCAAUAAUACCAUUAGAUAAACUGGAGAACCAUCCAGUGACAGAGCUCAAUGAGAUGUGUCAGAAGAAGAACUUGAAACUGAAGUUCGAUGACAAUACUUGGGAAGUUGAUAAAACUUUUCGUGUCUUUAUUGAGGACCAUUUGGUUGGACAUGGACACCAUCUUGUCAAGAAAGACAUUGCUAAAAAUUGUGCUGCACAAAAUGCUCUGGACGAAUUUUCCCAUACCUUUCCACAGAUUUAA